AUGUUACCUUUAGCUAUGGAUUGGAUUUUCAAAAUCAGAAUAAACACAUGCAAAUUGAUUCAGCGUCUGCUGGUGAUUAAAACAGGAUGCCUGCCUGAAGUUCAAGGGCAGAACAAGACAUGUGAUUUGGCAAAGGAAUUUGCAAUGCAUUUUAAACUGAUUGUGGAAAAUCCAGAAAAACCUGUUGCAUCUGGACUUAAAGUUACAGCUGUUGUGGAAUAUUAUCCUGACAGUGAGGAAGAUCUUCACGAUAGACUACUACUUUUGAUAGAAGAAGACAUAGUUGAUAUCCCCCUACUUGGAUUAAUUCCAUGCUGUUAUCUGGAAAUUGAGCCUGAGAUUAAUUUUGGUACAGUGAUUGCAAACAGUAAAUUAAUUAGUAAAGAGAUUAGCAUUGCUAACCAUGGAUCAUCUCCAGGUACAUUUAAAAUAUCAUAUGAUGGGGUUAUCCUGAUUAACAUAGAACCUACCAGCGGAGUAGUAGAGCCAAAAACUGAAAAGAUGAUUAAAGUGGGUAUCUGUACAGAUGUACCGAGAAUCAUCAAAGAAGUGAUAAAAGUGGAGCUAGAAGGACGCAACUGCACUGAGUUAUGGAUCAAAGCUGUUGUGGUUGAGCAAGUUCUUAAAGUUCUACGGGUGCCUUGUGGAAGUGAAUUGAAAUGCAUUCAUUUUGGAUCUGUUUACUUUGGGUCUUCAAAGACUGAACAAGUAGCUCUGUACAAUAAAAGUCCAGAUUGUAUGAACUGGGUAGCGGUACUGGAGGACAAUGCCAUUGGAGGAGAAAUGGGGACAGAUCUUCAGAAGAGUGCAGAUGCUGUUUUACAAGACUUAAACUUCAUAAAUAGUACAAGAGAUCUAGAUGUUUCCACCUUGAUCUUGUGCAUUCCCAAUCAAGGAACCUUGCUACCUUAUCAGAAAUCUGUGAUUACAUUGUGCUUUAGUCCAACGUAAGUGGGCAUUGGACUGAGUGAUUCAUCAGCAAAACAAGAUUAUGUUCUAUUCAUGAGAUUUGAGGCUGUUGGGAGUAAAGAUGGCUUUCUGCAGACCCUUGGUGACGACGAUACACCAGUCAGAAUGAAUCACCCUCAUCACAUGGAGUUAGCUCUGACCGGUUCUGGGCUUCCUGUCAUGCUAACUUUCAAUCCAGGACCAGUUAUUAAUUUUAUGGACUGUUUCUUGGGCGAACAAUCAGAAGUUCUGUGCAGACUUAGGAAUGAAUCUGAGUCACUUCCAAUAACAUUCAGCUUUCGCAAGAUUGCCCACUUUAAUAUUUCUCCUGAAAAAGGAAAAAUUAAAAAACACUCUACAAAGGUGAUGUUUUCAUUUUCUCCACAUCAAAUAGGAGUAUUUAAAAUGAAGCAAGUUGUUGAUAUCAUUGGUACAGGGCUAGAGGACAAAAAUAUACAGGUCUUGAAGACAAAAUCGUUUCACCAGAUGCAUUUGAGAUUUAUUGGUGUGUGCAAAUCUAAAACAAAAAACAUUCUAUUCAAAAUAAAUCCUGGCAUAACACCAAUGAUUUCCAAUCCAACUGGACAGUUUGUACCUGAUGACAUGGGACAGUGCACUGAUAUUGCACCUAUGGCAAUACUAAAAUCAACCCAAACACAAAUUCAUACUCACCGGAUAAGCAGGAAUUGUAAGAGUGAUGCGCUUAUAGCUUUUCCUAAUGACCGCUCAGCCAGCAUUAGACCUAGUGAACGGCAUAAAAAGUACAGGACUAUUUUCACAAAGACUGAGAGAUACAAUUAUGUAGAUCCACAGUUUUCUUAUACUGACUGUGAACGACUACAAAAAGAAUCACAUAAGGAAUAUUAUGCAGAUUACAUUUAUAAUUUGAGACAGCAUCGCUUACAGAAAGAUGCCAGUAGACAGUUUAAUGCUUAUAAUAAUUCUGUGAACAUAGGCCUUAAACCAGCAGAAGGGCUUAUAUCACCAAAGAUCUCCAUCACAGAUUUUCACAAGGAGGAGCUGCAGCUCAAAAUGUUGCCUUUCGAUGAGACUUGCCUAUUGACUAGUCGCAAGUUGGAAGCAAUUGGUUCUAAACCCUCAGCCAAAGAAAUUUUGGAUGGGCUUAGUGCUGUGCCAACUUCUGCCCAAGAGAAGGAAGACUGCAGUUUAACUUUGACACCAAAACAGCUUCAUCAGAUACUCAUUGGUCCUUCUACUAUGAACUUUGGUGAUGUCUGUGUGUACUCAACAUCUGUCAGAAGACUGCAUAUCAUCAAUAACUUGUUGGUUCAUAUAUGGGUACAAAUUGAGAUUGAAGCUGAUGAGUUACAGCAAACGAGUCCAUUGUCUCAGGUGGUGCCUCCUCUUUCAAAGACUUAUAUUCCAAUAGUAUUUGAGACAAACACACUUGGGAUUUUUCAGAAGUCUUUCACUUACACAAUAAACAACAAACACCCUGGGCACAUGCUGGUAACUGCAAAAGCAGUGUCUGUUGAACUUGAGCUGUCUGCAAAAGAGCUCAUUCUAAAUCCUAUUCCUGGCUAUCUAGCAGAGACAGAAUUUCGAACAACUGUCACGGUGUACAAUCGCAGAAACUAUUCUGCUGAGUUUUCUUGGAAACCUAUAAUUACAGAUGAAAGAACUUCAUUUUCGAUACGACCAGCCAAAGGCUUUGUGGACGCAUAUAGAGAUCUGGAAUGUGAAGUUGUUUGGCAUCCAGCGUUCCACUCUCCAGAAGCAGGAGAAUUCAACCUGUGUGUACAUCAGGGAAACACAAUCAAGUUGAAAUGUUUCGCGAAGCUUGGUCCUACCAAUGUUCAGUUUAUGCAACAAAGGAUACACUUCAAUCAUACUCCUAUGGGUUUAUGUACUUGUAAGACAGCCAUUCUUCAAAACACAGGAUACAAUCAUGCAUACUUCCAGGUUCUUGAUUCAAAUCCACUGCCUGGAAUGAUAAUCACACCUCCUGAAGGGGUAAUACCUGUGGGAGGCCAUGCUGAUCUCAAAAUCAGUUUCACACCAAAUGCAAAAAUGAAUUUUGAUACAAGAGUGGAGGAAAGUCAUCUCAGAGAAGGUUUUACUGGUAAAUUUGAUUUGAUAAUAGAAGUGCAAUAA
Molecule: messenger RNA, 3063 nt
Organism: Struthio camelus australis
Lineage: Eukaryota; Metazoa; Chordata; Aves; Struthioniformes; Struthionidae
Source: RefSeq, a predicted model, not a curated record